Molecule: messenger RNA, 10774 nt
Organism: Porites evermanni
Lineage: Eukaryota; Metazoa; Cnidaria; Anthozoa; Scleractinia; Poritidae
Source: the annotation of a GenBank genome assembly
AUGCUUAAGCUGGGAUUCUUGGUUUUUGCAUUUUCUCACUUCUGCUUGGCCGCCAUCUACCUUCAUUUUAUACCAGGAUCAAACAAUCGACUGAACGGUAACCAAGCCAACGUGAGGAACGCAAACAGACUUUAUGACUCCCAGGUACGUAGAGUACACCAGCCUCCUUUGCUUGUCGGUGGUCACAAUGCUCGAUUGAGUCGAUUUCCCCUGCGUAGCAUCAGGGAUAUAGCAGACAUCACUGUUUACAAGCAUUGCUGUUGUUGUAACGAGUGAAACAAAGGAAUAUAUCGUUUCAAGAACCAACGUGCGCUUCUGGUUAGCACAUCAAUAUCAAUACUAGGUGACAAAAAAAAAUUCAUCGUGAAUUUUUCUAUUAGGGACUUAUCCGGCGAUCCGACGACGUAAUGGAAACGAAAACGUCAAAAAAUAAUAGGAUUAGAAGGCAAUUCUAAUCUGCAUCACACUUUUUUAUACAUUUCUUUGCCCCUAUUGCACGAUUAUGACGUGAAAUUGCCUAGUUUCACAUUUUAUAGAUACGCAAACAAACAACGAUGAAACUAUAUUUCUCUUUCUGAACUUGGAUAGGUAUGCUAGGGAUCACCUACAAUGAAAUUAUUGAUAAAUUCAUGGGUAGGAAUGAUAGCGAUAAAGACUGGAAGAACGAAAAUUCACUUUUUACGCGACGUUUUCGUUGCCAUCGCGUCGUCGGAUCGUAAAGUCCCUAUUGCAUUGUGGUAACGCUUAAUAACAAUGUCAGGAACCACAACGUUUGAAUUGCUUAGGAGCAUGCAACCUUCGCUUGAACUUUUGAAUGAUCAGGGGCACCCAACGAGGAUAUAGUUCAAAACCACUUAACAUAGCAUUGUUGAACGUAUUUUAGUAUUUAAACGGUAGAUAUAGGCAUAUUUUUAUCCCCUAAAAACUUUUCAUCUGUUCGGAUUUCCUAGCUGAAAGUCUAGUGAUCCGAAAAUUAUAGGGAUCAAAACUUACCUUUUCGAAAAUUUCAGCCAGGAAAAGGCUCCCGAAAAUUCUAGGUGGCCUUUUUUAGGGUAAAUAUCCGUUGAAAAUGGGUAAUUAUACCAUUUUGUAGAUGUUCGAAAAUCCUAAGAGAGGCAGGCAAGCAAGAAAUUUUACAACAAAUGUUCCGAAAAUUCUAGUUCUCAAAUCGUCUUCCGAACAGAUAUUUUCCCGAAAAUUGCCGUUGGGUGCCCCUGAAUGAUAUGCACGGGUUCCACUCUGGCUUAAAAGGAGGGACAAACAGGAACUUUACCAGCACAGUAGGGACCUUAAGAUCCGACGACUCCACCCCCAACCCCCCGCCCCGCGAAAAAAAUGAGACUUUAACGACUUGAGUUGCUCCAAUUUUUACCUUUGUAUUUAUGCUAACUGAAGGGCACCGGUAGAAACAGUUACGUAACAGUUUGUAGGCGAAAACCUUAUUACACUCUGCUAUUAAAGCGCGGAAGGGUGAAGGAAAAGAUAGUCAAAAUGGCGCGAUUAAUUUUGACUGUCACUAUUCUUUAAUUCCUGUAUGUGUUGGCUGCUGCUGAUUUCACAGAACAACGGUAAAGCCGGUUACAACGUGGGAGAUAGUGGAAGCAACAAUCCUGGCGAAAAUAUUCAAGAAAAGCGACAACGACCCCUGGUAAGAGAUUUAAUUCAAUUCUAACGAUUAAAUAACAAAACAAGUUUAAAUCUGGUGGUGUAACAGAUGUCCUACCAUGUGAAAACUUGAUUAUUCUAUCCCCUUAUUAAUUCUAAUGGACUAUCAACAAACUUCGGAAUUCCAGCUGGUAGGAGGCGAACCUGUUGGCUAUCAAAGGAACAGUAUCCCGUUUCUGCGCAUGCACCAAACUUUGAUUUUUGGACAGGAUGUCGCGAAAUCAAAAGAUACGAGGAGAGUAAGAGAACCUUAAAAAAUCCGUUUGCAUCGCGCUUGGCCGGGUUCAAUACGACACUAAAACAUCUCAGGAUUACAGAUCAAUGAUAUAUUGUUCCUGUUAAGUUUCUAUUUGGGCAAAAGCUGGAUUUUUUGGCGUUUUUUUAUUGCCGUUGGCCGGAGGACCAAAAGAUUGGAAGCACUUUGAUGCCGAUUGAAGGCUUAUUUCUUCUGCUAGCUUCCAUACAAGCUCAGAUAAUUGUGAGAGAGAUACAGAAAAGAGGAAAAAACAGAUGACACUCGCGCGUGCGCAUAAUCGGCACACUGUCCCUUUAACAGUUAGCGUGAUUUUGGACUUGAACUCGGGACACUACCAAGGACAAAUCAAACCAGUGGUCAGAGUAGGACUUGGACUCGAGGCUUCCGGUUUACAAAUCAAGCACUCUUUAACUGCUCGGCGAUGCUGCUUCCAAAUAAAUCUGGCUAUAAUAAUGAGAAUGAGAAUGAGAAUGAUACAAACUGACGAACAUUUAAACUUUCCUUUUGUGUUUCAAAGGAAUUUUAUAUGAGUGGCUGUGACAAGAAUGCUCCGACUGAGGUGGAGAUCAUGUGGACCAACCAACACGGAACAGGACCCAAAACGGAUGACCGAGUAGAGACACAGGUUAUCUUACAGUACAUGUGCCAGGCAUACCUCCCUGGUAAGAUGGAGGUUAAAGACAUCAAUAAAGACUUCCAGCUGCAUACUAUACGUAACGGAGGAAACCGUAACACACAAACUUUUAGAAAGGAUCUAAGAGAAGACCAACAAAUCAGAAAGGACCGCGGACUUCAUGAACCCAAGGAGUAUUACAACGCUUAUGUUCGCAGGGAGCGGAACAAGGGUAAGAAAGACUUAACAAUUUCGCAAGUUGUUUCAUGUCAUUUCUAUUCUUGUCAAAAUCAAAUCCAAAUUGAGCGUAAACAUCUUACAAGGCUGUAAACGACGAGAGAAUGUAUGAGAGAAAGGGCUGGGACAACGGAAACGUCUUUUUCCAUUGAGUUAAAAUUUACUGAAGGUCAGAGGACAAGAUGAACGCUUUCUCUCUCAUCUUUAAUUUUCUCUAUAACUAAGAAUGUAGUAUCAUUAAUCUAUCUGCUAUUCGUAUACCCCUGGGCAUAUAAUAUUUAACUGACUGAAGUCAAACCCAGUUAAAGGGACAGGUUCACGGUUCAGGGCAUGCUCAUUUAUUAUUUGUUUUUCUGCCGCGACAUGCGGUAUCGUCUAUGCAAGCAAUAUGAUCAUGUCAUCAUGAUGUCAAAGAGCCAAUCUGCACACUCCCCUGGCAGUCACUUGAUCAACUUAUGUGCAAAUUACUGUAAAUUAAUCAACCAUGGAAUAAAACCUUUGGGUCAACAAUAAAUUCAACGUUGGUAGUAUUGGCAUAAUCCAAAUUUCUGCGAUUUUAGUACUCCUCCAUCCUACUUCAGGUUACUCUGAAAUACACUUCUACUCAGAAAUACACUCUGAGAUCGCUGAGAUACAUAUGAGUGGAAUUAUUAACCGAUAGAAUUAAUAAAAAAAUGGGAAAAAAGUAGUUUAAUUAAUGAGCAUGCGCUUAACCGUGAACCUGUCCCUUUAACACGGACACUGUUGGGGCCAUAGAAAUUGUUUGUAUUAACAGAGUGUCUGUAUUAAGUGGUUUCAUUUAGAAAAAAUGUAAGGGCUUCUUUCCCCUGGAACAAAGCAUUAACAGUUUGUGAUGAUGAGGUGUCCUCCAAAAUGUGAAAUUCGAGCUUCGACAGGUUUUAUGUUAUUAUUUGUCGCUGUGAGGAAAUCUACGGUUGCUAUUGCAUCCAAUAAGAAAAUUAAAUAUACUAAUUUCAACCCAUAAUUAAUUAUCGUCUUUAACAUAAAAAGUUCUUCAUGCAAACAUGCUCGACCCCGAUUUCUUGCGAUGGCAAAUUUCAUCACUUGCUUGCCCCUUAAGAAACCAAGAGACAUCGCUUUUUCCCCUCAGUCCUAAAGCGCGUGCAAAGAUGGCAGGUAUUGUGAAUAAGGUCUAUUGCACAAUCCAGUGAAUAGAGAUUUAUUAAGUGGAUUGCGCUAUCGAUAUUUAGUAAAAUCCAACUAGUGGUCUAUUUUCAAUGCUGCGUUGAGGUUGGUUGAGCUACUACUAGGCUAUAUGUUAUAGCCCACUAGUAGAGAAAAGCGAGGGCUUUUUGGCGGCAAAAAAGGAUUAAAGUCUAGCUUUAACUUUUUAUUCUCGAUAUUUUUUUCCAACUAGUUGGAUUUUACUAAAACAAUUAUUCCCCUGGCCCUCAUGGCCUCUGAGUCAAUAGCCCAUUCGGCCUUCGGACUCAUGGGCUAUUGACUCANUUUCAACCCAUAAUUAAUUAUCGUCUUUAACAUAAAAAGUUCUUCAUGCAAACAUGCUCGACCCCGAUUUCUUGCGAUGGCAAAUUUCAUCACUUGCUUGCCCCUUAAGAAACCAAGAGACAUCGCUUUUUCCCCUCAGUCCUAAAGCGCGUGCAAAGAUGGCAGGUAUUGUGAAUAAGGUCUAUUGCACAAUCCAGUGAAUAGAGAUUUAUUAAGUGGAUUGCGCUAUCGAUAUUUAGUAAAAUCCAACUAGUGGUCUAUUUUCAAUGCUGCGUUGAGGUUGGUUGAGCUACUACUAGGCUAUAUGUUAUAGCCCACUAGUAGAGAAAAGCGAGGGCUUUUUGGCGGCAAAAAAGGAUUAAAGUCUAGCUUUAACUUUUUAUUCUCGAUAUUUUUUUCCAACUAGUUGGAUUUUACUAAAACAAUUAUUCCCCUGGCCCUCAUGGCCUCUGAGUCAAUAGCCCAUUCGGCCUUCGGACUCAUGGGCUAUUGACUCAGAGCCCAUUCGGGCUCGAGGAAUAAUUGUUAAAUAUCCAUCUUUGAACAAUCGGAGCCAGAAAGCAAGAAAGGAUAACAGAAAUUUGAGAUAAUUAGUCGAAGCGAAAACGGUUUAGUACCCUGCGGGGAAAAGUUGAAUCGAGUGUAUUUGUCAUCAUCAUCAUCAUCAUCAUCAUCAUCGUCAUCAUCAUCAUCAUCAUCAUCAUCAUCAUCAUUAAUCUUCAUAAUCUUCCUCGUUAUCAUUAAUCAUCAUCAUCAUUAUCCAGAAACCCCUAAUCAUUAUAUCAUCAUCGUUGUCAUCGGUAUCAUUACUGUCAUCAUCGUCAUCACAGUCUUUGUCAUGUUCAGAUUCAUCAUCAUCAUCAUCAUCAUUACUAGUCUUGGUCAUCAUCUAUCUGUCAAUAAGGAUUUUCAGGGAGACCAAGAUAUCGAGUAGCUACUUUGGGUCUCAAGCCAGUUUUGUCUCAAGGACCCUCGCUCCUCUUAUUGUAUCAUUGUAUAACAGUUCGUUAUAUAGAGACUGGUGGAUUUACAAGUUCUUAAACAGGAUGAUACCUGAAAACCAGAUUAAGAACUAUCUUGUAGUCAAUCUCAUAGUCGUAAGAUAAACGCAAGUCCCCUUACAUCCCAAUGUCUUUCCCAGGGCUCUCUCUUACUCGUCCCUACCAGUAGGACAGAACCCUGAGAACAAGGCUGCUUACACCCCACAAACAAUGGCAAGACAAAAAACAUUUUUUUCAAACGACGUUACUCCUCACUAAUUUCCAGGCUUAUUCACUGCUGACCAAAAACUUAAAGGCACUACUGCACAGUACACACGACAGAAUGCUAAUGGAAACAGAAGGGGCCUGGAGGUACCUGAGGAGCGUGAUUACUAUCCCUACUGGGGCCCUACCCCGUGGAACGACAUUGCCAUCAUGGUUAGUAACAAAGAAACACAGAAGUUGAUGAAAGAAUACGUAAACAGUCGGGACUUUUACGAGAAAUGUAAGUUACUACCACUUAAAAAUUGUGCAAUUGCAUCUGACUAUAAGAAAAACUGUCGGAACAACACUUAUCAUUGUUGAGCACUGUCUCAAUUAGGGAGCUUUAGAUUUAAGGACGAGAACGUCGAGUACCAGUACGAGAUUUGACUUAAAGCUAUUGCGCGUGUUCUAAAAACAAGACACCCUGGAAAGCUUCAUUUUUUUUUUUUUUUUUUCACCAAAAAAGUAACUACGGUUAUUUGUACUGAAGGAGUUAAGCCCUCUCCCGAUGGCAAAAUGAUAAAACCUCUUACAUUUGAUAACUUGUUCACGCCCAUGGAUGUGACGUCACAUUUUUCCACUAUGUUGGAACCGAUCAUGUCAGCCAGUUUCCCAUCCAGUCUUUCUAUUAUCCAUUUUCACGCCACUACGACAUUCGCGCUAAAACUCGGAGUAGACUUACGACGGCCAUAUUACGUUUUCCAAAAUGACGCUGGUUCGCGCUUGAGCAAUACUCAGUAUUGAGAAAAUCUCGUACUCGUAGUCGUCCUCGUCUCAGAAUUUAAAGCUCUAUUAUUUCAAGUGUGCUUAUUUCUUCUUUUAAUCGUUAUAAUAAAUUAAUUAAUAGACCUUUUGAGCUUGUUUGUUUUGUUUUCACAUUUUAGACCACAUGAUGGUAUUUUAGAGAACCGUUUCUUUCAAAUGUCGUCCUAUGCACGUGAAUCCACGUGCAUAAUUAUGUAUGCAUAACUUAUGAAAAAAGGAAAAUUUCAUUGAGAAAAUCUCGUGGUCUGACUUGGGAAAACAAAAAAUACAAGCUAAAUAGGUCUAUUAAGUAAAUCAUUCAGUUUAAUGAAUUAAUUAAUUACAAUCAAUUAGAACUCAUUAUCACGACAUGGUGGACCUAAUUCAAAUCGGUUUUCUUGUAGGGCUGUGUAUCAUGAAGAAUGGUCUCCAAAAGCAAUCGUCCUGCCCAAGAAUCCCACCUCGCAACAGAAACAGCGAAUACUGUGUCGCCAGCUACAUAUCUAGAGAAUCGUGUGUGAACGGAGGAGGAAAGUGGACCAAAGUUCUGACAAACUACAAAGAAAGGCUGUCCGACAACGCAGAUUUAUGCGCCAGCGUCAAGAGAAUUAAUGGUGUACCUUACGAAGCCCACAAAAUAACCCAAGGCUCGGAUAAUCAAGAGCAAGUUCUCGUUAGGGCGGACGAAACGCAAGUAGUCUACGCCCCAUCCACUGUUGUCAACCAUAAUGGACUGAAUAUGGAAGGAAAGUUUUCUUCGUAUAAAUGGAAAGUUCCGCACUUUCCGUCCCAAACCAUUCAGCGCUGUGUCUUGAGGAUAAGGUGAGACGUCGACCGACUAAGCUUUUUUACAAUAACUAAGCAAUUUCUUGCGUGUUUAUUGGCCGAGAGCCAUGGUGAAUGAGAGUAUGGACCAGGGAACUACAGUUCUUUGAGUUCUUAACUCGCUGUCGACACUCCUUAGAAAUAAAGAUGAUUUUGUUUUUUUCCCAUAUUUUAUAAAUUCUAUAAACCACCGUUUAGAUUAUCAGAAAUAUAAUGUGAGUUUAUUCUUAUAUUCCAUGUCUGUGUAUAUUGGCAGGUACAACAUUACUACUGAUGAUGCACCAAGGUCUUUUACUACGGCUGAUAACGAUAAGUAAGUGGCAUUGCACCUCCCGAGCCGGGUAGAGAAGGGAGAUGGUGUUUAAUUCUUAAUCGAGUUUUACAAACGGAGAGGGUCCAACCUAAGGACUACCCCUUAUUACCCCCUUACAGUAUUAUUUUACAAUUUUGACAGGACAAAAAUACCCCUUUCACAUACCUACUUACGAACACCACAUACGUAUUCCAAAAGAUUAAAAGGAGUUAAUGAACUAUAUUGUGAAACAGUACCCAUUCAAAGUGCAUCUGUUUCAAGUAUUUUUACAUCUUUCAUUAUGAUAAUAUUAUUACCUCCUAAAAUCCCUACCAUUUUUAUAUACCUGAAGCCCGAAAAGGUAUUCCGUUUGGAUCCUUUUUGAGUUGGCUAUUAUCUGAGGUAUCGCUAAUCGAGAAGGGGGAGGGGGGGGGAGGGAGCCUGAGUGUAUGAAUCUGCUAUUUACAGCUAUUUACAGUAUCGAUCAUCCAUUAAAUAAAGAAAUUCGUUUUAUGUUAGCCAACCUAUCUUCCAUUUUUCCAAACGAUUAUAAGCUUUCCCUCCUCCUCCCAUGACCGCCGUCCCCCGUCCAGUCACUAAGUGAGACGAUAGUCAUCUGAGCUAGACUGUGAACAGUCUAAUCGAUACACUAUGUGCCGUUUUUGUUGUUUACACUUUAGGAAGCUUUCACUUAGUCUUAUUCUGGGGAUGAUGUUUAGUAAAAGUUUCCCGCAAGAGGUUAAAUUUGGCUGCUGACAGAAUAGAAAAAAAAAAUAGGCAAACAAACAAACAAAACCCAUGCUUCUUAGCUUUUUAGUUGCUCUGACGUUAGACCAUGUGCCUCAUAUCGAUUUUGUAAAGUUUGGGUGAAAGCCAAUUCAUCCCUCCAAUGGCUCCCGCUGCAUGUAAUACUUUCACCGUCCCUGCAAUCAGGCGUUUUUAACCUAACAAAAUAGCCUGAGUUGUAGCCGUACUCAAGACCUAUAAAGAACUCGAUAAGGAUUUAGACGGUCAGGCGGCCCUGGCUAAAACGAAGGGGAAGAAGGACCGCCCGAUCGCAGGUUACACCGUCCCCAGCUUUUGCUUUUCUUCCAGUUUACUUCAAGUUUGCUUUAUCUGAUUCCCUCCUUUUGCCAAAUCUGUUUUUAUAAUUUAUAUUCCAGUACCAUAACUCUUCAAUAGAUAUCGCUAAAAUUGUUCCAAUUUGCUUCUAGAGUUAAGAAUGACCCUACAACCCUUGCUGUGGAUGGAACAACGAAGCUUCAGUUAGCCUUGAACACCGCUCAACUCGCUCGUACUUUCCAGGACAGAACACAUGUGUUUUACUUGAAGCCACGACCCGCGAGUAUCAAAAAUGCCAGGGUAGUUUACAUCGGAGGAAUGGGAAAGAGAGGUAAUAUUGUUCAAACCUAUCCCGCCAUGGAGUAUCGCUUCGUCCCUGAGCGUUUGACUGUUUCCACCAGAGAUGUGUUGUGCUUUGCUUGGUCUGGUGAGUUUGUCUCCUUGAAACAUGCACGUGACGUAGAUUGGGCCUGCGUAUAGACUACGAGUAGUCAGCAAUGUAGGAGCUGCUCGUAAGGUGUGUCCUCAUUGGUCGCAGAAAACAAUAGCACAUCAUUGAUUAUCAUUAUUUCCCAUUGUUUCACGGUUAGAGUAUCGAACCAAUUGGCUAUUAGGGUUAGGAGAGCUGCUACAUGCCUGAGUAGUCCCUCAUUUUCCUCCGACCUCUAAGGAGUUUUAGCUUUGGCGACGGUUACAGCAGCUAAAACGUCACUUUUAAAACUGGUAUUCGCUUUUUUUCACACAUUGCCACGUUUAUCCCAAUUCGCCGAAAAUGUCAAAUGUAGGCAAAUUUCCCUUAAGUUAAUUUAUUUGGGGGACCCCACUUAAGUUUAGAAAGAGAAAGAAAAAGUAGUCGUCGUUUGCUUACAUUGCUCAGCUCCAUAAAGCGUGAAAUUAGGCAUUUUCACGUCGUAGUCGUGCAAUGAAGGCAAGGAAAUGUACAAAAAAAGUGUGAUGUGCAAAGUUGUUGUUUUGCUUGACAAACCCAAUACUUUCUUAUGUUCUCGUUUGAAUUCGUUUGAAUUUGUAAAGAUCCUGAGUGGAAUCAGCGAGCGCGUGUGAAAAUCGCCCCUAAGAGGAGAGUGACACGUGGAGGAAAGAGGGCGUUAUUAUAAAUUGGUCAACGCUGUUCUUGACUUUCUUUUCUUGAAUUUCUCUCUGCAGGAUCUAAUAACAAUCCAAACAAUGAUGGGGAAGGACAAGCACGUAAGGACGACAUCUAGCGUCUUUAUAUUUCUUGUGAGGGAAUCCGGGAAAUUUUUCCUUGUAGAAUUCGCGAAAUUUGAGUUGUGGAAUCUGGAAUCCCGGAUUUUAGAAUCCGAAAUGCAGCUCAAGGAAUUUGAAAUCCCACUAACGAUUGGAAUCAGGAAUCCGAAAUGCGGAAUUCACUACCGGAAUCCGGAAUCCGGAAUCCAUGGCGUGGAACCAGAAUCCAAGACUGUAUUAGUUUCCUUUACACCAGUAGGAGAAUUAAUUGGUCUCUUGCUUUAUAUAUUUAGCAGACGGAUGCACUGUUCGACUGUCUAUUUCCAAUUUUUUUUUGUACAAUAUCUUUUAGGGUCGGACAGAACAAACGUGUGUUGGGUAAAGGAAGGAUGCAGCUCGCUCAAGCCUAAAGCCUGUUCCAGCUUGCCUCUUGAAGUUGUUGAUAAUGUGAACGAAUUCAACGCCGGUAAGUUGAACCUUCACCUCAACACAGGGUGUUACACCGGUGAUGCUAAAAAUCUGCAAGCUCAACUGAACAACGCGCCGGCCUCCUGUAAUCCACCGUGCUUCCGCAUCAAGAAGCCUGGGGAGUACUGUUACAUGAGCACGCGUAAUAACAACUUCUCCAACCGACGUCACAUGGGACAGAUCACCGUCCGCUGAAAGCAAAUACAAUCAAGAAACUUUAGCUGACAAAGAUUUCUAUUAAGUUUUGUUGCUGAUUUUAUUUGUUAGUUAUAGAUUCCCAAAUAUUGAGUGAACUGAAUUGUCGUAACGUAAUAUUAAACAGCCUGGUUUCCUAUUAUAGACCGUUAUAAUGUAACCCGAUCUUUAAUUAAACGAUGCUGGCUACAACAAUUGCUCUUAUUUAUUAUUUUUUUGUUAACUCGGACUGUAAGUUUCCGUCUACAAUUUGUGAUGUUAUUCUACUGCCAAUUGUUUUACGUGAGCUUUCAAAUAUUUGUGCUUAAAUGCCUAGCAAGCUACAAUGUUUCAUAAGAAAUCUUUGUAGCCUGAGUUUCGGCCUGGGUUAGCCCAAUAAGUAUUGACGAACCUAGGGCAAGAUGGAGUUAACUGAAUUAGUUAAAAUAGAUAGAUUGUGGAAGUGCUGUUUCUUAUUCAUGAAACGUAGAUAUUGAAAAUAAAAUGUUUGUUAGGUG